AAACAUUCUGGGUUGAACCUGGGGUGCGGGAAUGGAAUAGAGAGGGAGUCCGUCUACUUUUAUCUUUCAGUAGUCGUGUGAUCGUGAUAGUGAGCAAGAGAGAGGAGAUCAUACAGGAAACCCUGCAACGAUUUCGCUUUCAUGUUUUGGAAAGUCCAUAUGCCUACAUCAUAAAGGUGAAUGCUGCAGCACAGCCCCCUCUGAAGGGAAUGAGAAGCCUUGUGAUUAUUUGUUGACGCAGCACCAGCUCGACACUCCCCUGUCUCCCUCAACGUGAAUAACAAGAUGGGGAAUGGAUUAUCAGACCAGUUCUUCCCCAGCCUUCCUUCCUUCCAGGCCCUCCAUAUUGUCAUCCUGGGUCUGGACUGCGCUGGGAAGACCACUGUCCUCUACCGCCUUCGCUUCAAUGAGUUUGUGAACACGGUCCCCACUAAGGGAUUCAACACAGAGAAGAUCAAAGUGUCCCUGAGCGCGGGCGGAAAGUCCUGGCGGAAAGCGGCGUUCCACUUCUGGGACGUGGGCGGUCAGGAGAAGCUCCGCCCCCUGUGGCGCUCUUACACGCGGUGUGCUGACGGAAUUGUGUUCGUGGUGGAUUCCGUCGACAUCGAGCGCCUAGAGGAAGCCAAGACGGAGCUCCAUAAGAUCACGAGGUUAGCGGAGAACCAGGGGGUGCCGGUUCUAGUGGUGGCCAACAAGCAGGACCUGAGGAACUCUCUGCCGCUUCACGAGAUGGAGCGCUCUCUGGCGCUAGGGGAGCUGGGUAAUGGAACGCCCUGGCACCUGCAGCCCGCCUGCGCUAUCAUAGGGGAGGGGCUACAGGAAGGUUUGGAGAAGCUCCACGCCAUGAUCAACAAACGGAAGAAGACACAGAAAGCUCAACAGAAGAAGAGAUGAUCUGAAUUAGUCGCGCACACACACAACUGCCAUCUUGUUGGAGCUACACAAGGACUUAAGCUAACAAUGGUGGUGGAUGGGGACUCACCUGUUGUGGUGUUAACCAUGAGCAGGACACGUGGUGUUGACUGUAGCAUGAUGUACUACAGUACCCACAAUGCUCAGUGUCUCGUGGAGCCCUCAGUGAUGGGUCCGCUGCUUGCCUGCCUGUCUGUUGGCUGAGUUGUAUUAGUCAUAUGGAAUGGGACUAAGUCUGUUCAGGGCUGUUGUCACUGUCCUCACUGGAACUGAUGGAAUAGAUUUUCAAGGACUUUGGAUGGCAACUAUCCUGGCUGGCACAGCAUCACAGGACAGUGGACACUAAUGUAUGUUUAAAGGAAGUGUUAUUCUAUACCAUGAGGCACACAGGGGUUCUCAGAGACAAAACAAUCAAAACACUGUUGAAGUGUCAGAAGUCAAAUGUAUUGUGUUCUGUCUACACUCUUAAGUGUUACAAAUGUAUGUAGCCUGCUUUUCAAUCAGUUUGAAGCAUGAAAACACAUUGAAAUGAUCGGUUUACCAAAGCCUGUGUUGACAAUGAGAUUACAUGUGGAAAACACAAAGGACAAUCAAGUUGCAGUCAGUCACUUGUUAGUGUGACCUCAAAGUUAGUCUUACAAUCAGUCAGUAUUCUGUCUCCAUGUUGCUCAAUGGAAGUCGAGAGGGUCUAGAUAGACGAGUUUAGCAUAAGCUUGAUGAUUCACUGAGAAGAGAAUACAGAGAUGGAUGUUUUUAAACGAUAUGUAACAACCUUAUUGUUUCAUCAGUGAUAAAUGAUAAGAAUCUACAGCAGUUGGGCUAUUUUAAUGUGACUAUCAUUUGGGUUAGGUGGGAGGUAGGGGUAAAAAAAACAGCUGUCAGGCAGUGUGGUUGUCUUGUGUAAUUCUGUUGAUUUGACAUGCUGGUUGGCUCAGCAUACCCUGAAUAUUCUUUCCUGGCUUGGCUAUCUGUCUGAUCUGGACCCUGUACUCCAAGUGUCAGGCAUCUGUCAGAUCCAGUCCUAGUACCAGCCUAAGACUGGGUGCAAGGACCAAAGUAGAAUGAGGGUAUCUGGAACGCACCCAACAUUUUAGAUAGAUGGCGAAGUAGGGCUGGAUCUAUAGAUUUAGCCCUUAUUGGCUAUCUACCUAAAACUUUGGGUGCGUUCCAGAUACUCAUUCUACUUAGGUCUUUGCAGUUUAUAGGAUUGUUAUAUCAUGUUGAUGUGGUUCCUAAGACAUGAAAUAGUUCCGCAGAUGUAAAGAUCUGAUCAGAUCUCAGACUUGUGCAGAGUUUGUGUACCUGGAACGCACCCAUGGACUUCCAUGUUGAUAGACAGUCAAAUAAAGGCACUUUAUUGGUCUGUUUUCUGACCUUAGAACUUGCAUCAGAUUUUUGUAUGAGGUUUAUUAUGAUACUUAAAGAAGUGAAUUGUUGAUAUUGCUUCGAAGGAAGCGUUAAAAUAUAUUGCUAUGCUGUUACCACAUUGGAAUGUCAGUUGUCCCCCUGUUUACUGUGUGUGAGGGGUGCUCAUAUUUAUGUAUUUGUUUGUAUAAAUGUGUUCACCUUGAAUAAAGCAACAAUUAAACACUAACAUGAUAUUGAA
Oncorhynchus keta (chum salmon) is the source of this 2518-nucleotide messenger RNA. Its product is annotated as ADP-ribosylation factor-like protein 4A. The transcript is spliced from 2 exons. Gene Ontology annotation, molecular function: GTP binding; GTPase activity. Gene Ontology annotation, biological process: intracellular protein transport; vesicle-mediated transport. Gene Ontology annotation, cellular component: cytoplasm. NCBI's taxonomy places the organism in Eukaryota, Metazoa, Chordata, Actinopteri, Salmoniformes, Salmonidae. The record is from RefSeq and is a predicted model, not a curated record. The coding region runs from base 286 to 894 and encodes 202 amino acids.